This is a messenger RNA of Zasmidium cellare ATCC 36951, 624 nucleotides long. RefSeq lists its product as uncharacterized. The record is from RefSeq and is a predicted model, not a curated record. Lineage: Eukaryota; Fungi; Ascomycota; Dothideomycetes; Mycosphaerellales; Mycosphaerellaceae. The transcript is spliced from 3 exons. Bases 1 to 624 code for a protein of 207 amino acids.
AUGCCCGCCACCGAAGUCCUAUCUGCGCCCUUCAAGCCCGAUACCAACCCUCAGCAGCUCCUGCGAGUCGUCGAACCACUCCCAACUGUGGGCAGAGUAUUCUCGGGCUUCGUACAUGGCAGGCCAAAUCAGAUGCGGGCAUUUCUCGACUGGGAUUCGGUAGAGGCACACGAGGCGUUCAACGCUUCGGAUAUAUUCCCGCCAUUCGUCGAGGAUUUCAAGUCGAAAGUGGCUGGUCCUUUCACGCUGUGGCAUGUCGACUUCAAGCCUUCACUGGAAGCACUGCACAAUACACAAACCGCUCCAGUCACCGAGGUUCUCACGUUCUACUUUGCAGGCACGCCUCCCGCCGACUUCAUGGAGAAAGCUUUUGCCUUUCGAGAGGUUCUAGCACAGCAGACUGGGUUCGUCGACGUAGCUCUUGGUGUAGCGCAUGAGGAGGUCGAAUUUGAAGGCGAAAAGGGGCAUCCUCUGGUCGUGUUGGUGGGAUGGAAGAGCGAGCAGGAUUGGAAGACAUUUGCCGAGUCUGAGGAGUACAAGGAGAAGAAUCCGGGUUGGAGUCUGGAGAAAGGCGUACUGCGUGGCUUCGAGAUGGAGGUCGUGACCCUGGAGCCUCUCAAGUAG